Messenger RNA from Colletotrichum graminicola M1.001, 1806 nucleotides. RefSeq names its product L-ascorbate oxidase. The transcript has 3 exons. NCBI's taxonomy places the organism in Eukaryota, Fungi, Ascomycota, Sordariomycetes, Glomerellales, Glomerellaceae. The record is from RefSeq and is a predicted model, not a curated record. Gene Ontology annotation, molecular function: oxidoreductase activity; copper ion binding. The coding region runs from base 1 to 1806 and encodes 601 amino acids.
AUGCAUUCGUUCGUUUUGUUUUCUUGGCUUCUGGCGCUACUAUCACAGGCCUAUGCGUGGGGGCCGCGACGGUCGUCCUAUGGCCCACCGGGUCACUACGGCGGCCUACAUACGCAUGAUUCCAGCUUCGUACCAGACCAUGUAUUGCGACUGACCUACGAAAAUGUCUCAGUCGGCUGCCAGACGCGCCAGUCCGUGCUCGUUAAUGGUAGCUUGGUCGGACCAGCGCUGAGGUUGAGACCUGAGGAGAGGAGUUGGAUCAGAGUCUACAACGACAUGGAGGAAUUCAACACCACUAUGCACUGGCAUGGAUUGAGUAUGCGCAUGUCACCUUUCUCUGACGGCAGUCCGACAGCGGCUCAAUGGCCCAUACCUCCCAAUCACUUCUUCGAUUAUGAGAUCUUUCCACUGAAGUCGGAGUCCGGAACCUAUUUCUACCACUCGCACGUAGGAUUCCAAGCGGCGACGAUGUCUGGACCAUUGAUCAUCGAGGAUGAAGAAGAACCCCCUUAUGCGUACGACGAAGAACGCAUCGUAUAUCUCACGGACUAUUUCAACAAAACUGACUCCGAUAUCGAGGCAGGCUUGAUGGGAUCACCUUUCACCUGGUCAGGCGAAACCAAUGCCGUCCUCAUCAACGGUGUCGGCGUGGCCAUUGGAGAGACAGCUGGGCAAGGGGAUUGUGCGUUGCCGGUAAUCGAUGUCGAGCCUGGAAAGACAUACCGACUGCGCUUUAUCGGUGCCACAGCCCUUUCAAUGGUGCAGAUGGGCAUUAUGGGUCACGACAACCUCACGAUCAUAGAAGUCGACGGCUCCUACACCAAGCCACACACCGAGAAGUUCAUGCAGUUGAGUACUGGCCAACGGUUUGACGUUAUACUGCAGGCCAAAACCGAAGAAGAACUCCAAGGAACAACCGACUAUCUCAUUCAGUUGGAAACCAAAGAACGACCACAGGUUUACCAUGGUUACGGCGUCCUUCGGUACUCUGGAGCUCCACCGCAGAUCAGCACAGCACCCGAUGUACCUCCGUUGACAUUCUCUAACAAAACCUACGAGUGGGCGGAGUACGCCUUCGAACCCAUGGAAGCGGACGACUUCCCCUUAGCUAGCGAAGUGACACGCCGCAUACACAUCGAUAGCCGCCAACUUUCAACGCAAAGUAUCCGAUGGCAGCUCAACGGACUAGAAUGGAACGAAACUUCCUCACCAUACCCAGGCGAUAAGCCAUACUUGGUAAACAUCUACGAAAAUGGGCCAUCCGCAAUUCCCAACUACACUGCCGCCAUCGAAAACAACGGCUGGGAUCCCGCAACUUUGACCUGGCCAGCAAAGAUGGGUGAGGUUCUUGAAAUCAUUUGGCACAACACGGGAUCCUUGGUCGACGGAAACGGGGGUCUCGACUUUCACCCUCUCCAUGCUCACGGCGGGCAUUACUGGGAUAUUGGCAGUGGAAAUGGGACCUACGACAGCGACGAAAAUGAGGAAAAGCUCAAGAACUACAACCCCAUCAAGAGAGACACAACAAAUCUAUACAGAUACGCAGAGAAAACCACAUCGGGUGACCUUUCCGGCUGGAGAGGUUGGCGUCUGCGCGUGAAAGAUGCCGGUGUGUGGAUGAUCCAUUGCCACAUUCUACAGCACAUGAUAAUGGGCAUGCAGACUGUCUGGGUUAUGGGAGAUUACCAAGACAUUACGGGCAUUCCUGCCGUCGACGCGGCUGGCUAUUUACAAUACGGCGGGAAUGUCAACGGCAACGCCACCUUUGCACCAUCAGUCGUGCAUUUAUUUGAUGUAGACAAGUAA